Messenger RNA from Nerophis lumbriciformis (worm pipefish), 1785 nucleotides. RefSeq names its product aminoacylase-1-like. Gene Ontology annotation, biological process: amino acid metabolic process. NCBI's taxonomy places the organism in Eukaryota, Metazoa, Chordata, Actinopteri, Syngnathiformes, Syngnathidae. Gene Ontology annotation, cellular component: cytoplasm. The record is from RefSeq and is a predicted model, not a curated record. Gene Ontology annotation, molecular function: aminoacylase activity.
CGACUGCGGGGUGAUUUGUAAAAUAAAAGGACAAUUGUAAAAACGUGUACUGUGCUACUAUAUGUUGACCAAUUCCGAAUUUUAUUUUGAAACCCGCUUGUUUUUACCGUAAUGUUGCAAUACACUGUGACGACAGCGCUCUCUCGACCAGUGUAGUCACAGAUCAACGACCACCCUGAGACAGCUUGACGUCGGCGGUGGUUGACAGGCAGUCAGACUGAGACAACCCGGUGAUUUCAACAUGCUACCUGACAAAGAGGACGCAGGUGUCGGAGGUGGUCCAACGUCACCCGACGUUGAGGACCCUUCCGUGGGCUUGUUCAGAGAGUACCUCCGGCUCAGGACGGUUCACCCACAGCCAGACUACGUUGCUGCUCUCAGAUUCCUUGACAGAAUGGCAGCGGAGCUCGGCCUACCUAUGAAAAAGAUUGAGGUGUGUCUGGGCAGUGUCGUGUCCAUCAUGACCUGGCAAGGGACAAACCCCAAUUUGAAAUCUGUUUUGCUCAACUCCCACACAGACGUUGUUCCCGUUUACCAGGAACACUGGAAAUACGAUGCCUUCAGCGCUUUCAAAGACGAAGAGGGCAACAUUUAUGGCCGCGGAUCACAGGACAUGAAAUGUGUGACAAUACAGUACAUCCAGGCUGUAAGACGGCUGAAGGCUGAGGGGAGGAAAAUGCUGCGCACGGUGCACUUAAUGUUUGUUCCUGAUGAAGAGGUUGGAGGUCAUAAAGGUAUGGAGACAUUUGUGGCGCAUCCAGAGUUCCAGAAAUUAAACAUUGGCUUUGCCUUGGAUGAAGGUCUGGCCAACCCCAAGAAUGCCUUCACUGUCUUUUAUGGAGAAAGAAAUCCCUGGUGGAUAACUAUCCACUGUCCAGGCAGUCCCGGCCAUGGCUCUAGGUUUGUGGAGAACACAGCUGCCGAGAAGUUGCGCCAGGUGAUCAACUCUUUUCUGGAUUUCAGAGAGAUGGAAAAACACAGGCUAAAUACCAGCCAGUGUUUCACGCUGGGUGAUGUCACCACAGUAAACAUGACCAUGGUCAAAGGGGGUGUCGCCUACAAUGUCAUCCCGGCGGAAAUGGACGUUAGCUUUGACUUGAGGAUCCCACCAACAGUAAAUCUACAGGAGUUCGAGAAGGUGAUCCAGCGUUGGUGUAAAGAAGCAGGCGAUGAUGUCACUUAUGAUUUUGCUCAGAAACACAUGAACCAGAACAUGACGUCCACAAAGGAGAGUGACCCCUGGUGGAGUGCCUUCAGUCAAGCCUGCAGAGAAUUGGAGAUAACGUUAGAGAAGGAGAUAUUUCCAGCUGCAACGGACAGUCGUUUCAUCCGAGCUGUGGGCAUCCCAGCCAUUGGCUUCUCCCCGAUGAACCAGACGCCAAUCCUGCUGCACGACCACAACGAGUAUUUGAACGAGCGCGUCUUCCUGAAAGGCAUCGACGUGUACACAAAACUCAUUCCAGCUCUGGCCAACGUAGCCGCCACUCCAGAUGAGGCCUAAGUGUUCAUUGAUCAUGAUUACCAAAGAACGUAUGUAUGAAGCCUUUGGCAAAGUUGAUUGUGUUCUUAAGUCUCAGGUUGUAUGUGCAGUGAGUCCAAUCAUCUCGCUUUGAAAACUGUCAAUGACGUACGUAUGUGUACAUAGUCUUAAAAGGCUCUAUUCUAAUGAUGAGCUUGUUGGAUUGUAGCUAAAACUCAUUUCAAUCUGAUGUGAAAAUUGACUCUUUUUAAAUUAGCUUUUCACAAUGUUGAAAAUAUCGAUUCAAUAAAUAUAUUUGUUUACUA